This is a messenger RNA of Gossypium arboreum, 734 nucleotides long. RefSeq lists its product as uncharacterized. Bases 156 to 572 code for a protein of 138 amino acids. NCBI's taxonomy places the organism in Eukaryota, Viridiplantae, Streptophyta, Magnoliopsida, Malvales, Malvaceae. The transcript has 3 exons. Gene Ontology annotation, cellular component: CCR4-NOT complex; CCR4-NOT core complex; P-body. Gene Ontology annotation, biological process: negative regulation of translation; mRNA catabolic process. The record is from RefSeq and is a predicted model, not a curated record.
UUGUAUCAUCUAUGGCGUUUACUACAAUCUUGGAGAUGCAACCUUCUUAGCUAUAUUCUUGAAGCUAAUAUGUUCAACAAUUGGAGGUACAGGUGGCCACAUUUAUAAUUUACAGAAUCUUACUAAAUGAGAAAGGGCUCAACUACUUGCUCUCUAUGCCGGAGCGAUAUCUCGUGGUAACCCAUUGUUUGGAAAACAUGGUUGAAAUACUUGAUGUAGAAGAUGAAGAAUAUUUGCCACACUUGCUGAAAAACAUCAUUUGCUGUUAUCUCAGGAUCUCAGAAAAUGAAAAGAUACGAGCAGACUUGUCAGGCUACAUUCCAUGGUUGUUGGUAGAUUACAAAUAUGUUAAUAUCAUUCGUGGUGAUCCAGAAGCCUUAUGUAACCUACGGAGAUUGAUUUGGCUUUUUGGAAGUGGCACAGGCAUACAAGAGAAUCUCCCGGUGAGCCACCUGGAUUGGUCAUCAGAUGACGAAGAAUGCAAUCUGUUACGAACAGAAAUCGAGAAGCCAAAAAUGGCAAAGAAAGAAGGAAGGAAAAGAGAAAUUCCAGAGAGGAGAGGACGAGUUUGAGAAGAAGGAAGAAGAAUAGAUAGAAAAGAGAGAGAAAAGGAGAACAAUUCCUCAACAAUUUUCAUUAACCAUUCAAUGACAUUAGCCAAAAUAGAACAGCAUAUAUAAGGGAAGAUAACAGCAAAAAGAAAAUAAAAAGUAAAAGAAAAUUGUUGGAUGAAA